Lytechinus pictus (painted urchin) is the source of this 4781-nucleotide messenger RNA. Its product is annotated as protein phosphatase 1 regulatory subunit 42-like. Bases 422 to 1585 code for a protein of 387 amino acids. NCBI's taxonomy places the organism in Eukaryota, Metazoa, Echinodermata, Echinoidea, Temnopleuroida, Toxopneustidae. The transcript has 8 exons. The record is from RefSeq and is a predicted model, not a curated record. Gene Ontology annotation, molecular function: protein binding.
CUUAUAACGCCGGCCAGCGAAAAAUAUUUGCCAUGGUUAUUUUAGACGCGACGGCCGAGGAAUGGAGGAGUAAACCGGCCAAACCGGGGUAUAUGCAUAAACAGAACUUUGUAGUUGACCUGUCAUGAUAGUGACCAGGAAAUCUGUUUUCUUCAAGAGAAUUUAUCUGGAGUCAUGUCUAUCAGACAUUGCAGUCUUCGACUAAACCUAUUAUGAAUGAGCAUGGCAAGAUCUGGAACGAUUGAUAUUACAAUAUUAAGCCACUUUAAAGGGAAUCAUCUCCAGCAUUACAGAGGGUUCACCGGAAUGUGGUCAUCCAGAUAACAAAGUUUUGAUUUGAGAACAUCAGAAAGAGGAUUUAAUUUGCAGAAUCCUCCUCAACUACUGGAGCAGGUAGAUACUUGCGGACGAUCUUGCCAAAAUGGUGAAACUAACGAUAGACCUUAUCGCACGCUCGUCCGCGAAUGCGCGGAAGAAGAAAGACGAGGGGUUGUCAACGUACCUCAAGAAACUCACCCAUCUUUAUUUCUCCGAGAAGAACAUUGAUGAGAUUGAUGAUCUAUCCCAAUGUCGGAGCCUCUCCGUCCUCUAUCUCUAUGACAACAACAUCUCAGUCAUCAAGAAUCUUGGCUUUGCCGGUAAUCUUACCCAUCUCUAUCUACAGAACAACCAGAUCACAAGAUUGGAAAAUCUCACUCCCUUACACAAACUGUCGAAAUUAUAUGUAGGUGGCAAUAAGAUAGCUAUCCUGGAGGGUCUGGAGAAGUUACAGGAGUUGAAAGAGCUUCACAUGGAGCAUCAAAGGUUACCAACGGGAGAACGACUGCUGUUUGAGCCAAGGACGCUAGUUGCAUUAUCGAUGGGGCUUCAGGUGUUGAACGUCAGUGGCAACAAUCUCGAGGACAUCUCAGAGCUCGGCAUCCUACGUAGCAUCAUGCAGUUUGUUGCUUCAGACAAUAAGCUUCGGGACAUGAGGGCUCUCUCUGCUCUCAUCAGCUCCUGGCCAAAGAUAUGGAGGCUGGAGCUGGUAGGCAACCCCAUCUGCAACAAGGCCAAGUACAGGGACAGAGUGAUAGUCAUGAAUACCAAAAUAGCUGUCUUGGAUGGAAGAGAGGUCAGUGAAACGGAGAAGAAUUUCUUGUUGAGCUGGAAGGAAGCAAAAGACGCCAAGAAGCGGCAACGGAUAGAGGAAGCCAACAGGAUAAUGGAGAGUAGUCAAGAAAACAUUAUGCAACCACAACGUGAGCUUCCCCCUGUCUUGCCACCCAAUGGCUCCCGCUGGAAUCGGGCAGCCGCCCCAAACAAGGUCUACAUGAUGCCCGGUAUGGUCGGGGGCAAGAAGAAGUUUGAUGCGGUGCUAGCCAAGUCUCACAUUCCUGCCUCGGCUCCUCAGGGCACCAGAACGAACCCCCUAGAUAACCUCACCCUCGGUCGGAAAAGCUUGACUGAUUUAGAGCGGCCAGCUAGGAGUAUGCCGAUCCCUCCGCAAGCUCCGGUCUUCCUACCCGAUGAGCCUACAAUGAAUGGCUUGCCUAAUGGAGAACUGGACUUCAAUCUCACUGGACAUGUCAUUUCUAUCACCUAGUACACCCCUACUAUCUUGAAAUGGACUCUCCCAGCAUACUGAAAUAGCAAUGGGUGUUGGAUCAAUCUAUUGUGAGAAGAGGGGAUAUUUUUAUGUCAGUAAAUAUUGAUGGAUUGGCAUACCUAUUUUGUGAAUGAUGCCUUUAUCCUUGAAUUUCCUGUGAUGUAAAGUGGACUAUUCUUGUACAUUGAACAAGAUAUCUUUAUUGAGGAAGUCUUGCGAAUGUAGAAAAAGAUCUUGUAAUAACAAGGCAUGACCUUGUUGAUUAGCAACUGUCUUUAAUGUAACAACCUUUCUGUCUUAUUUGACUCAUUGAUCUCAUAAAGAGAGCUUUAAAGUUCUAGUAUUAUAUUGUCCACAUAAACAGUGAACAUAGUUGGCAUUUGUCAAUAAGAUAUGUUCUUCAGACAGUACUAAAGUUAUUUGGUAGGCCUUCUUCAACACUAUAAUGUUGUAGGUCCGAGGAUAAGUACCCAGACUUUGAAUAAUGAGGUCCAGGUUCAGAUACCCCUAUGGCAGUGAUGUCCCUUAGCAAUGCAUUUUUCUACGUUUUCUGCUCUUCACCUAGGUGAGGUAAAUGAGUAACUGAUCGCUGUUUGUCCUUGUUGAUCGACAAUUUGUACCAAAUAGUAAAAUUGACACCUCACAAUAAUUCCUCCAAGUUUACCAAUUAUCUUUACUAUAUCUGUACACCUACCCUAUCCCCCCCCCCUCAGAAAGAAAAAAAAAUGAAUUGCCUUGUUAUUUCCAGUCAAUUGGAAGUGUACGUUCACCCGAUAAAAAUUUGGAUUUUUAAAAGCAGAAUAUUAAAAUAAUUUUUUUCGUUGUGGUUUGAUGCAAAUCAGUCAAAGAAUAAAGGAGAACCGUCAACAUUUAAAAUUUCAACCUGAGUUUCAUGGGGUCAAAGGUCAAAUGAUAGGAUGUUAUGCACAUCUUUUUUUUUCAAGUUUUUGUUCAACUUGCUCUCAUUUCUGUAUAUCUGCAUCAAGUUGUGUUUAAUAUACUUGGUACAAAUGAUCUGUGGGUAUUACCACAUUUGUGUCCUUGAGGAUGAUAAGGUCAAAGGUUAUACUAGGGGUCAAAAGAUCAUAUUGCAUAUUCGCAAAAUCAGGCGAGACUUGUGGUCCAAGAACCACCUUGUUAUUCAAUUUUGGUUAAAUCUUGAAUGUUGAUUGUACAGUUCUUUAUUUCUACUUGACUGACUCACAUCCCCUCUUAUGUUGAUAUGUUAUUAUGUUUAUAUAUGUAGUUGCGUACAUUCAAUUUUAUGAACUACACCUACAUGUACUUAUUCCGUCCAUAAUUUUCUGUAAAAAUGAUCAGUUUUUUACGACUAAUCUUGCAAAACGAUCCUCUUGUAAAUAGAGUAUAAUGUAUCUUUGAUUUGAUUUAUGAUAUAAUUAUUUUGUUUGUUUGCAAUAUUUACAGUAUUUAUGAUGAAUUGAGAAAUUCAGCAGAGCGUAGUGUAUUCUUAUUUGUUCAUUCUGUACAUAUUGUUGUAUUCUCCUCAUUAAAUGUUCUACUGCAAUUUACAAUCUAUUUCCUUGCUGGCUGCAAUGGUGAUUUUUCUAAUGUUAAUAUUAAUAUGAAUCAGAUGAUUUAUAAUAACUGUUUACAAAUUACCGAAGAAUAACAUAUUGUAAAUAUGACAAGAGGGUAAAUUAUUUGAUACUUUGAAUAUUUUGAAUUUGUACUAUCUUUGUAUAAUUGUGAUGCACAAUAAUUAUUUGUCAUAGUACAUAAUUAUUCAAUUUUGAGAUUUUUUAAAAUUUAUAAUACACAUGUGCCUUGUGACCUGUUUAUAUUUCUGUCUGUUAUUUGACAUACACACCUAUGUUUUCUUGUCCAAGCUUUGAGAAAUUAUUCAUCUUGGCUUAAAUGUCAGGUUAUGUGAUGGAGGAGUUUGGGACAUUACUUUGUCAGUCGGAAGGAAAAUAGUUACACAUAAUACAUAAAACAAGUAACACAAAUUUAAUUACUUUUUAAGACCAAAGUGUCUGUGAUUUACAGACAACAAUGCAUUAUGACAUUGGUUUACCUGCCAUUUUUCAUAGCAAGAGCGUUGUCUAUGAAAGUUUGCUUGGAAGAAUUAAUAAAUUUGUCUGAUGUGGGUUCGAAUCCUGGCCGUGGUGUGUUUUCCUUCAGCAAGAAUGGGUUCCUGGCAGGAUUAAUUCCUUGAAUGCCCUGAGCGCCAGUGAUAGAAGUGAUAAAGCCGGGGUAAUAAUAGCAGCCCUUUGCAUCCCCAGGCAAAAACCGCUUUAUGAAUCGAGCUAUUAUUAUUAUAAUAUAAACACAUAAAUACACCAUUUUGUUUCAUAUCUGUAUGUCAUAUUUUGUAAAAGUAUGGUAGCCAGAUGUUAUUUUAUUGAAUACAGACAUACAUGUAAGUGAUGGUGAUUUGAACAAAUAUUGUCUCAUAUGGUACCAUUCCAAGGUCACAAGUAGUAUGAGUUACCUGUGCAUGUGGUUGGUAUACAAAGCUCUGUGCAUAAUCACUUGAGGAGCUGCUGAACCAAUCCUUAUAAAAGUUUUAUGUCUGUCAUAUUGACUUAUCUUUCCAGCGUCAAGCGAUUGUAUAUCUAGGCCGAUCUAGAACGGUACCUCAUUAGAUGUACAGGUGAACCAGCCAUAGUCGAAGCCCUCGGGACCGCAGAAAUCUCUUCUACUUUUUACUUUUAUAAAGAAAAAUAAAAAUUGCUUUGCAUAAUUUGGUUUGAAAUUUGCUUCAGUGAUUACAGUUAGUUGAUUAGUAAAAAGGAAGUUUAACUUCUGCAGAAUCAACUAAUUCUUUUUUUCUCAUGUUAGUAAUUUGAUAUCAGUAUUUAUAUAUAUUAUUAGUACUAUAUUAUGUAUGAGAAUGAUGUCAUUGGUUUAUUUUGAUGAUUUUAUUUGGGAUUAUUUCACUAAUUGAUCAUGGUGGACAUUUGCAGUUUGGAGUUACUCACAAACAAGAGUAUUCAUUUUGAAAAGAGUUGUAGAUUUACAUUGAUUUGAAUUUUAGCUAUGCAUAUCCAUUUUCGUGAUUGGUCACAACUCGUUCAGCCUUAUUUUUUCACGUGCCGAUUUAUGCAAUCCUUUCUGCAAGGUCUACCCUAGACUGUGGUGGUUUUGGGAUUUCAUCAAUGCAGAAACUCAGAAAAAUUCUUUCAAUUUCCUGGAUAAUUUUAAUUUUACAUUAGUGCACCCCCCUCCCCCC